Messenger RNA from Paramecium octaurelia, 9758 nucleotides. Lineage: Eukaryota; Ciliophora; Oligohymenophorea; Peniculida; Parameciidae. The record is from the annotation of a GenBank genome assembly.
AUGUUCAAGCCUAUCUUUGGAACAAUUCUUUAUCUGAGUUGCAUCAUAUCAGUUUAGGCUGUUUCAGAAGUGAUAUCAUCUUCAUUUUAAGGAAAUAGUUUUUCUAAUGCCGAUAGUAAUUAUAAUGUUCAUAUAAACAUAGAUUGGAUUGUAAGCGGAGGCUAGCCAUCAUUUACAGACUGUAAGGGCACAAGAUUAUUUGGUGGUUUUAAUGCCUUUGGGAAAAAAAUUAGCGUUACAAAGACUUUUAUACUUCCUCCUCAUUUUUAAGUAAACUUACAAUUGUAAUUUUGGAAGUAAAAUAUGUAAAUAUCAUAGGAUUGACUCAUGGUCCUCCAAAUAUGCAUAUAUUUUUGCAGAUUUUCAGCUGGCAUGGUAGUAAUAAUACUUCUAAUAUGAUGGAAUUUAAUAGUGUGGCAUGAGUAGUUAAGAUUUAUUAGUGAAUUUGGACUUAAAUAUUAAACAUAGUGGUCCUUCAGUCGUAAUAGUGUUAACAACAAAUUUAGAUUAAGAGCCUGACAAAGUAAUAUUUUUAGGGUAUUUUAUAAGCAAUCUUGGGGAUUUAGAGAUUUCAUUUUAUCAGUUGAGAAAUGUCCAGAUGAAUGUUUAGUAUGCUAAUAGACUGAUACAUAUUUUUAAUGCUCAGUUUGGAAGAUCUUAUACACAAGUUGGACCUAAUUAAAUGAAAAUGGAAUAUAAUCUGAUGGUUGGAAUAUGAAUCGUCCCAAAAAGGCGACGUAGUGCGGAUGUAAAUAAGAUAAUUUAAAUUAGCUGUUGCUUUAUUUGGUGGUUUUAAUCUGGCAGGAGUUAAUACAGUUAUCAGCAGAUCUUUUAUUAAUAUUCCACCCCAUUAUAAUUUAAAGAUCCAAUUUUUAUGGGCUAAAAUAGACUCUUGGGAUAAUGAAGCAGCUAAGAUGAUAGUAGAUGGUGUUCUAGUUUGGGAAAGAAAAUUUUACUGGUAUUAGGGCUACUUUUGGAAAAUAUGUGGAGAUGCAUCUGAAGACCAUCGAACAUUAUUUGUUAGAAAUGAAUUAGAUAUAAGACAUACAGGCAGCCAAGUUGAAGUUUCAUUCACUUCCACAUUAAAUGAGCAACCAACUGAUGAGUCAUUUGGUAUAAGAGACUUUGUUAUUUUUUAUGGAGCCUGCACAAAUAAUUGUGUUCAAUGUACAGGACCUAGUGGAUCUGAAUGUUUAUGUAUAUUUUUAAAUAAUUUGAUUAGCUUGUUCCAAAGGAAGUUAUAACACUGGGGUUAUCGAUAGCAUGUGUCAAUGUAAUUUCUUGUUGAUUUAAAUUAGUGUGUCAUCCAUCAUGUUAUAAAUGUGAUGGUCAAAAUAUAGACGACUGUAUUGAUUGUGGAGACCCAAUUAUAUAUAACAAAUAAUUAGUAGCUGGACAAUGCAUAUGUAUAUAAAAAACAAUAGAAUAAACUCAGAUUGAUGGGACAACCAUAUGUUUGCGUAUAUAGUUUGAAUUAUAACUUUUAGCUUGUCAUCCAAAAUGUGAGAGGUGUUAACUUCCAUUUGAUAAAGGUAAUUUAUUUUAUUUUCACUAUCAAUUUGAUUCUAGAUAUUCAAGAAUAAUAAGAACUAUUCAAACCUAAUACAUUUUUAAUUAACAAUAAAUUUAAUAAAUUGAUUAUUCGGAUUGUAAUUCAAUUAAUUAGUAUUGCACAAUGUGCAUAGAAGGAUAGAAUAGAAUUGUCUCCGAUUAACUCAAUUGUAUUUGUAAACCUGGUUAUGGUGAGGAUGGUAUUUCUGAAGUUUGUUUUAGUAAUUAUCUUUUUAAUUUUAGAAUGUCAUUACACAUGUGAGAAUUGUAAUGGUGUUUUAGCAACUAAUUGUACAACCUGUUCAUCAUCUUCUAAUCGUCAUUUGAAUUCUGAUAAUCAGUGCUUAUGCAACAAAUUAUAUAAAGAUGCUGGCAUCAAUAAUAUAAACUGUUUAUGUAAUUUAUCGAAUAUCGCUUUUUAGAUAUUUGUCAUCAUACAUGCACUGAUUGUGAUUUGGCUGGAGAAGAUUAAUGCACGAAAUGUCCAUCUACAAGAAAACCAGAUAGAAUUGGAACCACCUUCUAAUGCUUGUGCAAAGAUUCUCAUUAUUUCAGCGAUAACAUUCAAUUGCAAUGUUUGGAGUGUCAUUUCACUUGCUAAACUUGUAAUGGCCGUCAAUCUAAUAACUGUCUGACAUGCAACACUAAUUAUCGUCAAAUAGCAAUGUCUAAUUGUAUUUGUCUUUCUGGAUAUUAUGAUGUUGGUUAAUUAAAUUGUUCCCGUACUUAUGUUUAUUAUUUAAAGCGUGCCAUUAUACAUGUAUGACCUGCUUUGGUCCAGCUAUAGAUAAUUGUCUCUCAUGUGCCUCUAGUAAUAAUAGAGAAUUUAAGACUAAUAGGUGUGUUUGCCAAAAUACCUAUAUAGAAAAAUAAGUUGGUGACCCUAUGUGUUAAAGUAAUAAUUGCAUUAAACCACAGGUUGCUCAUAUCGUUGUGCUAAUUGCAAAGACACAAUUUAAAAUUGUACAUCUUGUCCACUCUACUCUCUUAGGGAUCUAGGAAUAACGAAUUCUUGUUCUUGUCCAGCCAAAACAUAUGACCAACCUGGCAAUCCAAUCUGCAUAGGUAGAUAUAGGAUUCAACUUAGUUUGUCAUAGCUCUUGUUAAAAUUGUAAUGGAGAUUAACCAAAUUAAUGCACAUCCUGUUAUACAUAAAUUAUGAGAAGAUUGGAUCCUUCUGGAUCUUGUUUAUGCAUGAAUUAAUACUAUGAUGCCGGAAAGCCAGAAUGUCUAGGUAUAAAUCAAUAUCAUCUUUAGAAUGCAGCGCCUAAUGUUUGAAUUGUGCAACUUCUGCUAAUAAUUGCAUAUCUUGUAAUUCAGAUAGAUACUUAGAAGGAAAUGUUUGUAUUUGUAAAACUAAGUCAAACGGAGUUGCCAUUAGUAGUUAUUAAGUUAAUGACAAUGUUCUAUGUCAAAGUUAAAUCAUAUUAAUUAACAUAGGUUGCCAUUAUUCUUGCUUAAAUUGUAAUGGGCCUAAAUCUAAUCAAUGUACACAAUGCUUGGCUAGUGAGAUGAGAGUUUUAUCAAAUUCUAGUUGUCCUUGCUCUCCUCAUUAUUUUAAUAUUGGCAAGCCAAAGUGUUAAUGUAUAUUUGUAAUUCUAAAUAUUAGAAUGCAAUUAUACGUGUGAAACUUGCGCAGGAAUAGAAACUACAUGUCUGACUUGUUAUGAAAACUCUUUUAGAAUCCUUAUCAAUUAGGCAUGUCUAUGUCAAGACGGAUAUUUUGAUAACGGUUCUAAUUUUAUAUGCUAAAGUAAUUUAAAUAACUAUCAUUAAUAGAAUGUCAUUAUUCUUGUUAUUAAUGCAGCUCUACUUCUAAAAAAUGUGUUUACUGUUCAUCUACAUCCAAUAGACUAUUGAAUGAAUAGAUGUUCUCUUGUAAUUGUUUGGAUUCGUAUUAUGAUGCUGGAGUGGAAGUUUGUGCAAAAUGUCAUUAUUCUUGUUUUACUUGUAAUUCUUCUGGAUAUGAAUUUUGUCAAUCUUGCGUAGAUAUGUCAACUUCCUUUAGAGUGUUUAAUUAAGGAAUAUGUCAAUGUUUACCUGGAUAUUAUGAUGAUGGAAUUUCUCCUCAUUGUCAUCAAUGCUAGAGUCAAUGUUUAACUUGUUAAAACAAUGCUGAUUAUUGUACAUCAUGCGAAGCUACAAGACAUUUAGAUGGAAAUAAUUGUCCAUGUAAAACAGGUUAUUAUUUAUAUGAUCUGGAUAAAUGUAGUAAAUGUGAUAAAAAUUGCUUAAAUUGUAAAAUUAGUUCUUCAAAUUGUGUUGAAUGCGAUUAAUCAUUAAUGAGAAUACUAGAUAUCAAAACUAAAUACUGCAAUUGCAAGCCUGGAACUACUGAAAUUGCCGGUUUAUGCUAACCUUGUGAUAUUACCUGUUAAACAUGCCAAAAUUCAAUCACUAAUUGCACUUCUUGCAAAAUGUUGAAAGUGUUAUCUAACAAUUAAUGUAAUUGCAUAGAUGGUACAUAUGAGAGCGGUAAUGAUAAAUAGUGUUUAUUUUGCGAUAAAACCUGCUUUACAUGUAUAAAUCAAUAGAACUAUUGUACAUCAUGUUCAGCAGAUAAUAAUAGAAUCCUUUAACCUGGAAAUAUUUGUAUUUGCCAAGAUGGAUAUUUUGAAGAUUAAGUUUCUUUAAAUUGUAGACCUUGCGAUAAGUCUUGUUUCACUUGUAAAAUAUCUCCUACUAAUUGUCUAACAUGUGAUGAAUCGUACAAUCUGAGUAUGAAUAACUAGAAUAGAUGCGUUUGUUCUAAAAGUUUCUAUUUUAAUUCUACUACUUUAAAAUGUGAAGGUAUAAUUAUACUUAUUCAGCUUGUAAUAUUUAGUGUGCAGAGUGUAAGACAUAGUCCCAAUGCUUAGAGUGCGAAAAUCUUACUCGAUAUUUUGAUUCAGACAACAUGAUGUGCCCAUGCAAAGAUGGGUAUUAUGAGGUUAAUUAAAAGAAAUGUUCAUGUACGAAUUCAGAAUAUUAUUAGCCUGUGAUUUGAGCUGUUAGACAUGUAUAAAUUCAUCUAUAACAUGUUUAUCAUGUGAACCAAAAUAUUUUAGAAUUUUAAAUAAAUCUAAUUAAUGUAUUUGUUUAGAUGGUUAUUAUGAUGUUGGGAUUGGGAUGUGUUAGUUAUGCAAUUCUUAUUGUUAGACCUGCGUGAAAACUUAAACCAAAUGUACUUCAUGCAAUUAACAAAAAUACUUCAGAGUAUUGAAUGCAAAUUAAUGCAUUUGCUAAAAUGGAUACUUUGAUAAUGGUUAAUUGAUUUGUCAAAGUAAAAUCUGUGAUUAUUUUAUAGAAUGCUCUAAAUAAUGUCUAACUUGUUACGGUAGACAAGAUUUUUGUACAAGUUGUGAUACGAAUUAAAAUAGAAUUGAUCAAUCAGUUAUUAAUAAAUGUCCUUGUUAAUCAGGUUUCUAUGCAUCUGAUGAUGAAACUUGCUAAAGUAUUAAUUGUUUUAAUGAUAAGAAUGCCAUCUAAAAUGUUAAACAUGUAGCCAAUCUAAAGAGAUUUGUAAGAGUUGUUCCAUUUCUGCUACUUCCAAUAGACAAAGCAUCUCUAAAAAUUGUAUUUGUAAAGAUGGUUACUAUGAUGAUGAUACUUAAAUGGAUUGCUAAAAAUGUGGCAUACGUUGUAAAUUAUGCUUAAACUCUCCAACAAAUUGUAUAUCUUGUUUUAGCAAUCUUCGAGAAGGACCUCCUCUUUGUGAUUGUAAGGUUGGUUUUUUUGAAAAUUCAUCUUAGAAUUGUGAACGUAUUCAAUUAUUAGUAACAUAGCUUGCGAUAUUUAAUGCUUGACUUGUGAAAAGAGUUCUUCGAAUUGCUUAUUAUGUAAAGAGGGGAGAUCCACUUAAAAAUGUUUAUGUUAAGAUGGAUAUUAUGAAGGUGGAUAGCCACUUUGUCUAUGUAUUUUAGUCAUUAAUGAUUAUAGAAUGUUCAUUUUCAUGCAAAACAUGCAAAGAUUCCCACAUAAAUUGUUUAAGUUGUAAAGGAGAUAGGAUUAACAAUCCUACUUGUUCAUGUCCAGAUGGAUUUUAUGAUGACUACUUGAAUGAAUCUUGUUAAGUUUGUGAUUGGUUAUGUAAAACUUGUAAUAUAGAUGGUUGCCUAACUUGUAACGGAAAUAGGAUUUUAUCUUCGGAAAUGACUUGUGAUUAACCACCAAAUUCUGUGAAUCAUUCUGAUACUCCAUAUUGUUCAAGUAAUAAAUUGUUUAUAAAUAUUACAGCUUGUUAAGUUGCAGUAAUUGACAUUAGAUUUUCUGAUGACUUGCUGUCUAUCUAAGUUAAGUUUGACUUUUCGCUGAAUCCAUCAUUUUUUACUACUCAAUUUUCAGAUAAUGUCUGCUUCUUAAUAUUAGAAAAUCAAACUUAUUAACUACUUGGUAAGAAUCCUAGUUGUUAUAUUGAUCCUGCUGAUAAUACAAAAUUAAUUUUGAAGGUAGGAUAUUAACCCAAAUUAAUUCCAGGGGAUAAGAUUGUAUUUUAUAAUAACAAUUUCGGUCAUCAAGAAUGCGAUCAAAAAUUAAGUGUGUUUAUCUUCAAUUAUAUUAAAAGUCCCAUAAACCCAGUCUCCCCAAAUAUAAUAUAUGAUUUACCAACUUCAAUUCUAAAUCCUUGCGAUGAUAAUACAAUAUCCUUGAAAUUGAAAAUGAAUGAUGGGCUUAGAGAUUUCAUUGAAAUAAAAUGGACCUAUAUAGUAGAUGGAUAUAACGGCAAUGGCGAUCUUGACAACUUUGUUGCUUUAUUAACUAAAUUAUAGGUUUUAGAAUUAGUUAUCCCAUUUUAAACUCUACCAAAACAGUCCAAAAUUACAUUCUAUUUAGACUUUCAAAAUUUUGUUGCCAAAAAAAGUACACAAAUAAUUAACUUCGAAACCCAUUCUGGUCAAUUCCCCACCAUUCUUUGGAUUUCAAAACCCAUUUAUUUUAAUUAUGAAACUAUCGUUUUGGAAUUUAAAAUUAAAAAGAAGGAUUGCUCUGGAUAGACAGAAACAACUUAAGUAGAUAAUUCUUAAUAUUCUAUGGCCGUAGUUGAAGUUUAUAGAAACGAUUCCAAUUCAAAACCAUCAAGGGUAGAUUAUUCAGAAAUCACAAAUCAAAGCAGUUUUAGUGUUACUAUUUUAAAAUAUACCUUGACUUCUAGAACUGCAUACACUUUCGAAUAGACAACCCUUGAUGCUUUACUGAACUUUUCAAUUAAAAGAAACAUUACAAUUGAAAUUAGCUCAGGAGGUAUUCUUUGUUAAUUUUACGACACUAAAAAGAUUCAGAAUUAUCGAAAAGAAACUUAUAUUUUCAUAUAAUGUAAAGAUUUAGAUACUCAAUAUGACUGGAAUGAGGAUCCUGGUAUUUCAAUAAAUGUUGAAUGUGUUGACUUAACAACGAAUUCCCUUUGUAAAAAUUUAAAUCAAAAGUUAAUCUAAAUCAAUAAAACAGAAAGUUUUCACGUUAUUCCAAAAUAAACUAUCAAACCUUACACUAUUUAAAGUUGGUCAGUAGUGGCUUCAAAAAAUUAAUACUCAUAUAUAAUUAAAUAAAAUAUUAUCUAUUUAGAUAAUGAUUUUAAAUUAUUGAAUGUAACUUAUAGUAAAGGGUAUUUGAUGAGGGCAAUCAAUAACUUUGAAAAUUUGGAGUUUACUAUUAAUAUUCCUUUUGAAGAUAGGCAAUAUCUUCUAGAUUAUCAAUUAGCUAUUAUUUAUAACUUCGAACUUGUAAAGAUAUUAUAAUCUGAAUACUUUUAACAAUAAUUUCGUAUGUUUGACUACUUUUAGGAAUUUACAAAAGGAGAUAAAAUAAAUCUGAAAUUUUUGGCUUAGUUUACUAAUGAAAUUAUACCCAGUCAAGAGGAUUUAUAAAUAAAUGUUAAUUAGCCUCCUACAUGUAUAGUUAGCUUAAGUGAAUAAACAGUUGAAGCUUUGAAACCCUUAAAGGUAAUUGCAAUUUGCAAGUUUUCUGAAUCAGCUCCUUUUACCUACCAAUUAAGAUAUUUUCUUCAAAAAUAAGAUUUAACUGAUUUCUUGAAUAGAACAACUGAUUAUUCAUUAAUCUUGAGCAGUUAUUCAGGUUCUUAUACUAUAUAAGUCACUCUUCCAUUCUCUGAUGGCGUUUUUCUAAUAUAGGCAAUGGAUUCAAAAGGAUCUUACCUAAAUAUUGAAAAACAGUUAAACGUAACAAUGACUGUGCUCAAUUGUUCAUAGAUCAAUAUUCAUUAAUAUAAUUUAAAUUUCUAAAUUUCAUUAUUAUUAGAAACCAUUAUGAAUCAUUACGACUAAUAAAAUUGUGAUACUUUAUCUAAUUAAUUAUAUUCAAAUAUAUAAACCUAUUUGAGAGCUGAUAAUAUUGAUGAUCAAUUGUUAGUAUAUCAAACUAUUAAAUUGUAUAAAAGAAUACUUCAAAAUAAAGCUUCACACUCCUUUAAUAGAUUAAUAUAUGAAAAUUCAAACACUUGUUUUGAAAACUUGACAAAAACCUUUUAUGUCAGUAUUAUAAAUUUUAACACUUCAUCGACCGUUACUCCAUCUAGUUUGCAAGAAGACCUAAAAUAAAUUAAGGCAAUUACCCAGAAAAUGAUAAAAAAGCUUGCAGACUUUAAUGAUUAAAUUCUCUAAAAUGAUGUGUUCUUGGAUGAAAAACUUUAUUAAAAAAAAGUAGCUAUUAUAAACUCUUUAUCAGUUAUAUAGCAUUUAAUUGAUGAUAUCUUCCUUAAAAUUCCAAAAGCCACUAGUACUUCUAAUUAAGAGAAAGAAUAGAUUAUUAAUGUAGCAGAGGGAUUAAUAAGCCUGAUUGAAAAGAUUGCAAUGUAAAUUAAUGUUCAAGUAAAGGUUAACGGAUUUCAAUUAAGUACUAAUGGAAAAAUACUCAAAUGGUAAUUAUCCAAAAAUACAAAAGAAAAGAUAAAUAAACAAUUUAAUAUUGAAAGAGAUCUAUUAGAUGGAUUGAUUGAUUUUGUUUAAAAAGAGUAAUUAGAAUUAAAUUACAACUAUUUAAAUCUAUCUCAUAAGUUAUAAUCAUAAUUGCAAACAUUUUUCAAUUUAACUAAUCUCGAAAUUAAUGAAUAGACGUUGAAGAAAACUAAUUUAAAGAAUCAUCUUUAUAAUGAUCGAUACAUUGAUUAUCAAUCUGCACCUAGAUAAUAUAUAAUAGAUAUGCUUUAAAUUCCUUAUUGCCAAGAACAAUUUCCUUAAGACAACCCCUAUUUAUAUGAUUGCGUUAAUAUCAAUAAGGAUGGACAUUUCUAGAAAUGUGAAUUAUCAACUGAAGAAAUUGAUAAUAAAACUAUAUCAUUAUCUUGCAAAUGCCAACAAUUAGGAAGUAUAAUUUUAAUUUAAUCUCCCUAAAAUUCACUAUCAUAAGAAAAUAUCCCUAAUGCUCAAAUUGAAAAUAAAAUUUAAGAUAAUAAUCUAAUAUUAAAUGAAUAACCAAUUUUACUAUUUCAUGGAAUUUUUAUAGCUUUUUCUUACUUCAUCUAUUUUGAAUUAUUCACGAUUGAAAUUAAAUAAUAAUAAACACCAUAAAAUUCUAGAAUAGAUUGUGAGAAUAAUUUAGAUGAAAAUUAUGAAUCAGGAAAACCUAAGAUACUCAAACUUUAUCCAGGAACUUUAGCAGUUUUCAAAAUAUGCUUUAAAGUAAUUACUAUUAUUAAUAUGUAGUUUAUUCAUGAAGUAUUAUCCUGCUUUAAUGCCGAAAAUACAAUUCUUACAAAAAGUUAUCGUUUUUUAUAACUAUCAAUCAAAAUAAGUAUGUUAAUACCAAUUUCGUUUUUGGAAGCAACUUCUUUAAAUGAAAUUUCAGUAUUCGCAAUUUUAAUCAUAAAUUGUGGAGUUUUUGCAAUUUUUAGAAUGAUCCUAAAGUUAUUUUAGUCGAUUUACAGAUUUGGGGGAAAAUGGAGUAUUUCGAUUAUUAUCAUAUUUCUCCUCAUACACAUCUUAUGCUACCUAGAUUUCAUUCUAUAAUUGAAGCGAUAGUAACAAUCAUAAUCUAUUUUUAGCUAAUAAGACCUUUAGAUAAUCAAUUUCGAAAUUUUUCUUCUUUUAAUCUGUUCACUCUUUUUAUUUUAUGUCAUUUUGGAUCCAAUUAUGCUAUUCUUAAGGCUUAUUAUUUAUAAGCAUAUCGCUUUCUAAAUUAAAAAUUAAAAAGUUAAUCCGUGGAAUUAAUUUUUCUACUUUUUUGUUUACCAUUAAAAACUAGAUGAUCUAUUUAAGUUUUAUGCCAUAAUGUGA